Medicago truncatula (barrel medic) is the source of this 2109-nucleotide messenger RNA. RefSeq names its product protein SAR DEFICIENT 1. The transcript is spliced from 8 exons. The record is from RefSeq and is a predicted model, not a curated record. The coding region runs from base 88 to 1569 and encodes 493 amino acids. Gene Ontology annotation, molecular function: DNA-binding transcription factor activity; calmodulin binding; sequence-specific DNA binding. Gene Ontology annotation, biological process: regulation of salicylic acid biosynthetic process. Lineage: Eukaryota; Viridiplantae; Streptophyta; Magnoliopsida; Fabales; Fabaceae. Gene Ontology annotation, cellular component: nucleus.
CUACUCGCCUUUAAUAAAUUUCAUCUUCCUCAUACUACACCACAUCAAAACCUUAACUCUUUGGUUCAUAAUAACACUGUUGCAAAAAUGGCUACUAAAAGGGUUUUUGAUGAUUCUAAUGAUAAAGAUCAAGACAAUCCAAACGACAAACGAAUGAGAUCAUCUACUAGUCGACCUUCUUUUGCUUCUGUAAUAGAAACAGCGGUUAAUGUGCAAAACAUGCGGAACUUUUUAGGAGCUUUGGAACCAUUUCUUAAAAAAGUGGUGAGUGAAGAGGUGGAUAGAGCAAUUGGAAAGUGCAUUCCAUCUUCCAUCAAUAGGUCACCUUCAUUAAGAAUCCAAGCACCAAGGGAUCAACAACCAACCUUACAACUCUCAUUCAGCAAAAGGCUUUCCCUCCCAAUUUUCACAGGUAGUAGAAUACUCGACGUUGAAGGUAAGCCUAUCUGCAUAAGUCUUGUUGACAAAACAAACAAUAACCAAAUUGUUCCAACAAGUCUUCCUUACCCUAUAAAGCUAGAGAUUGUUGUACUUGAUGGAGAUUUUCCACAUGAUGAAAACGAGAAUUGGACUUGUGAAGAAUUCAAUAAAUACACAGUGAAGGAAAGAACUGGGAAGAGACCAUUACUUUCUGGAGAAUUGAACCUUACUAUGAGAGGUGGAAUUGCACCAAUUGGAGACAUAGAGUUCACAGAUAAUUCUAGCUGGAUAAAGUGCAGGAAGUUUAGGGUUGCGGUUAAGGUGAGUCAUAGGAGUAAUCAAAGCAUUAGGAUUCAAGAAGGCAUGACUGAGGCAUUUGUUGUGAAGGAUCAUCGUGGAGAAUUGUUCAAAAAACACCACCCACCGAUGCUUAGCGAUGAUGUGUGGCGCCUAGAGAAGAUAGGGAAAGAUGGAGCUUUCCACCAAAAAAUGAUGGCUAAGGGGAUCAAAACAGUGCAAGACUUUCUUAAAUUAGCAGUUAUUGAUACUCCAAAGCUAAGAGAGAUUUUGGGCAUUGGGAUGUCUGAUAAAAUGUGGAAAGUCACAAUAAAGCAUGCAAUGACUUGUGACAUGGGGAGCAAGAUCUAUAGGUACCGUGGACCUCAAUUUAUCAUUCUUCUGAAUCCAAUAUGCAAAUUAAUUAAAGCUAAUAUCAAUGGACAAGAAUUUUCCAGCAGAGAGUACUUGAACCAAAUGAAUAAGAGCUAUAUAGACAAAUUGGUUGGAGAAGCAUACACAAAAUGGCAUGAGUUGGAGGAAAUUGAUGGGGUUUUAAAUGAUAACAUUGCUUUGUUAACCCAAGGUGAUCAAACUGUGGAGCAAUAUCCAAACAAUCAUCAAGCAACAAUAGCUCCAACAUAUCAUCAGAAUCAAUAUUAUGGUGAUCCAUCUAUAGAAAAUAUUGCUAGCUAUGUACCAAGCAAUAAUGCACAAAUGGCUAGCAGUGAGUGGUUAUUGAAUCAAGGCUAUACCACAACACCAAAUGCAAAUGGAGUUCCUUUUGGCUUCACAGGCUCACAAUCAGAUGGGGACAUGAUACCUUCAAGUUCAGGCCCUAGGGACAUUAAUGGGUUCACAAGGCAACUUUAGAUGUAUUAAAUUCGGACUUGGAUUGCCUGCUGUAACUGUUUCACGCAAUAGUCGAUCUCAUCCAUAGAAAAGUGACUAAACAGCUCAGAUUUAUUCGGCCAUUUUUCUUACAGUUUGAUCGAAACCACCAGUUGAAGAUUGGACGGCUAAGAUCUAUUACAUCAUGACGCUGUUACAACACCAAAUCCUAUUCCAAUAAUUCCUACAAACUUUAUAAUAAGCAAAUAUAAUAGGUAAGCUACUUACACGUAUGUAUAAGUUCUUUUUAUAAUUAUUGUAAACUUACACUUGCUUGCAAGUGGUGUACCCAUAAAUAAUGUGUCAAAGUCAAAAUGUAAAAGAAGCUACUUUGAUUUUGGGUUGUACAUAAGAGCAAGUGCAAGCAUUGAAGAAAAAGAAAUUAGGAUUAGUGUAAAUGUGGCAGGGGCUAAUGAUGUAGAAUUCAACCUGCCAUUUUGUAGUGAAGAGUCAAUACUCCGAUAUUAAUGUAUUUAUGAUCAUGAAACAAUAUUAAUGUAAGACAUCCUCUAUAAUAUGGUU